CCUAAAUUCUUGAGCGAUGUCUCUUCUUGCGCCGGGCGCCAAUGCGCUCCACUGCUUCUCUUCUUCUUCCAUCUUUGCCAGGGAUUUUGUGACGAUUCCAGUGUGGAUUAGCUGCAAGCGCCAUUGCCGCUUCACGAUCGCUGCGGCGGCGCAGUCCCGGGGUCGGGGUUUUGCGGAUUGGGCCAAGAGUCUGGGCAACCAGGAGCCGAUCGGUGCGCGGAUUGUGAGAAUGGUGGCCACUGCGACAUCGUCGCCGCUGGCGCAGUACAUUUCUUCUCCAGUUACGGUCUUGCAUUCGCUGGAUCCCCGAGUUAAACAGGCUUGGUUACUUGGCUUGAUCGUUUUAUCUUCGCGAGCACACGCAGUAUUUCGACUAGGCGUGGUCGCCCUCCUCUCCACAGCAGCUGUUUCGUGUCUUCCAAAGAGAGUAUGGCAGGACCAGUUGGGAAGAACAACAUUGCUCUGUGGAUUGCUUUUCGUGAUGGCAGCUUUGACGACAGAUGGUGUCACACCGAUCAUGCAAGUUCGAACACCACCACCGAGCGUGGAUUCAUUGCCUCCGCUGCCUCCAGCACUGAAUCGCUACUCCUACGUUUUCUUCAAGCUUGGGCCUUUCCAGCUCACGACCAAAGGUGUAGCACUCGCUACCACGGCUGCGUGUUUGUCAUUCACGGUGCUCCAAAGUGCCAGUCUUUGUAUCGCUACGACCACUCCAGAGGAUCUAGCAGCCGGGCUGCGAUGGUUUCUUCGUCCACUUCAAAGAGUCGGCGUUGCUGUGGACGAGAUGAUACUCACUUUGCUACUGUCGCUUAGAUUCACCGGUCUUGUCUUCGACGAGGUGCGAAACAUUGCCUUGGCCGUGGCUUCGCGGGGCGUGCAGUGGAAAUCGUUGAAGCUGCGAGAGACUCUAGAACAUCUUGGGACACUCGUAAGUCGCUUGUUCAAAAAUCUCUUCAUUCAUGCCGAGCAUAUAACCGAGGCUAUGAUAGCUCGAGGUUUCAAAGGCAAUCCCGAAGAACACAAGCUCUACUUCUUGAGCAGGCUCUCUAUUAAGUUAAACGAUGUUCUGGCGCUGGCGGCGCUGGGAUCGGUGCUGCUAGCCGCCGCUGCCUCGGAAAUCUUGCUCUCGUAAAGCUCACUUCAUCAAAGAUCCACCUUUUGGGCCUGGCGCUGCUUAGAGGACUUGGCUCUCCGCCACCAUCGCUUGACAUACUUGGUUACUUUGUCCUUCGUUUUCCUAGCACUGCUCAACGUGUCACGGCCAAUCGAUUGUACGUGAUCGAGAACUUGAGUUAGCAUGCUUCGCUUGGGUUGGUUCUUUGGAUUCGCAGGGUUCUUCAAGUUUUGCUUCUGCGGUGUUUUGGAAAUCUUUUAGCACCGAGGCAAUGAAAGAAAAGGCAAGUUGAGAACCUUAAGAAGUGAUUGAAGCUUGCUUC
Molecule: messenger RNA, 1436 nt
Organism: Selaginella moellendorffii
Lineage: Eukaryota; Viridiplantae; Streptophyta; Lycopodiopsida; Selaginellales; Selaginellaceae
Product: protein ABCI12, chloroplastic
Exons: 7
Coding region: 17-1132 (371 amino acids)
Cellular component (GO): chloroplast
Source: RefSeq, a predicted model, not a curated record